AUGAACCCUCCACUGGACGACCAUGUUCUCCAGGCGCGAAACCUCCACGAGCGGUACCAGCUCUCAGACAAAGUUGUUGAUCUCUUCAGAGUCUAUGGCGAACAUCACCGUGGCGUUGAGUCCCGUGGGACUAUGGGACGAAGGCUUCGAACUUCGACGCUCAUGAGGACCUGCACGGAUACAAUCUCUUCUCUCGCCUUGGCGAUGCAGAAUAAUCCCACCCCCGAAUGCAUGGCCGAAUGCAAUGAGAUCAUCGCCUGUUGUACUGAGAUGCUAAACAUUGCCAACGAGUCCAGCCAGGACAAAGCAUUCCCCUUCAUGAAGCUUCCACAAGAAAUCCGUCAGAUGGUCUACAAGUACUACUUUCAAAACCUGACCCAGGAGCUUCCGUGGGCGCAAACCAAGAUCGUCCUGAGAUACCCUGUCGGUUGUGGCUGUGACACCAACAACUUGAAGAGCUAUAAGAAAGGGGAGGUGAUUCCUUUGGAGAUGCCACUCAUCUUCACGUGCUCGCAGAUCAAGGAUGAGGCUCUCGAAGUGUGGUUCCACGACCAUAUCUUCACAUUUGGCUGCAGCUGCGAGCUUACCCACUAUCUUCAGAUAAACAAGAGUAUGAAAUAUUAUCUCAGGGGUGUCAAGGUCCAUUGGAGAGGCGAAAAGUCCGACUCGGCGUUCAAGCUACUGCAGGAGGCCCCCAGGCUGAACAGACUGGUCGUGGUCAUCUCUCGGUCUACUAGCAACAUCAAAUCUGCGAGAGAGAUGCUACUGAGGAGGUACUGGCCCAACAGAAGGCAGACGUGUCUCACUGACGCGCUAGGCUUCGACGAGCUGGCGCAAUUGGUGACAGAAGGUAGACAGAUCUCAGUCGAGCACGUGGAAAGAACCACAUCACUCCGCCGGUCUGACCAGGAGUGGUCUAGUCUGAGCAAGCUUCUCUCAGAUCUUUCCGGAGGGAUUAAGCUCGAGGAACCUCAGGAUGGGAGGGCUGAAUGGGUGAAGCGAAGAGCGGCCCUCGCCGCCGCCGCCGCCGCCGCCGCCGCCGCCGACGACGACGAUGACGACCAAGUGAAGUACAUCUGA
Messenger RNA from Diaporthe batatas, 1080 nucleotides. RefSeq lists its product as uncharacterized. NCBI's taxonomy places the organism in Eukaryota, Fungi, Ascomycota, Sordariomycetes, Diaporthales, Diaporthaceae. The transcript is spliced from 3 exons. The record is from RefSeq and is a predicted model, not a curated record. Bases 1 to 1080 code for a protein of 359 amino acids.